AUGGCUCCGCGCUGCUUCAUCGUCCGCCACGGCGAAACAGAAUGGUCCCUCAACGGUCGGCACACUGGUACAACAGACCUCCCAUUAACCGCGAACGGCGAGAAGCGCAUCAAAGCCACCGGCAAAGCCCUCGUCGGUAACGACAGGCUAAUCGUGCCGAAGAAUUUAGUUCACGUAUUCGUCUCCCCACGCUCCCGCGCCCAACGAACCCUCGAACUCCUCGAGAUCGGCUGCCGCGAGCGUCUUCCCUGGAACCAGGAGCGGAAGGCUGAGGAGGAAGAGCCGAUUCGGACGGAGGCUGGGGUGCAGAUUACGGAGGCGAUUCGGGAGUGGGAUUAUGGGGAGUACGAGGGAUUGACGAGUAAGCAGAUUCGGGCUAUUAGGGCGGAGAAGGGACUGGGGCCUUGGAAUAUUUGGACUGAUGGGUGUCCUGGGGGAGAAUCACCCGAAGACGUCGUCCGCCGUCUGGAUGCCCUGAUCACUGAGAUCAAGGAAAAAUACCACCGCCCCUGCUUUGAGCAUCCUGGCCAGCCGAAGGGAGACGUCCUAGUCGUGGCGCACGGGCACAUCCUCCGCGCAUUCGCUAUGCGCUGGACUGGCAAGCCAUUGAAUGAGACCUCGCUGAUUUUGGAAGCCGGUGGUGUAGGCACUUUGAGCUAUGAACACCACAACAUAGAUGAACCAGCGGUUAUCCUGGGAGGCCAAUUCGUUGUCGAGUAA
Penicillium cataractarum is the source of this 720-nucleotide messenger RNA. RefSeq names its product histidine phosphatase family protein. The record is from RefSeq and is a predicted model, not a curated record. The coding region runs from base 1 to 720 and encodes 239 amino acids. NCBI's taxonomy places the organism in Eukaryota, Fungi, Ascomycota, Eurotiomycetes, Eurotiales, Aspergillaceae. The transcript has 4 exons. Gene Ontology annotation, biological process: ribose phosphate biosynthetic process. Gene Ontology annotation, molecular function: sedoheptulose-bisphosphatase activity.